Messenger RNA from Oppia nitens, 2516 nucleotides. Its product is annotated as fatty acid CoA ligase Acsl3-like. Gene Ontology annotation, molecular function: palmitoyl-CoA ligase activity. NCBI's taxonomy places the organism in Eukaryota, Metazoa, Arthropoda, Arachnida, Sarcoptiformes, Oppiidae. Bases 258 to 2447 code for a protein of 729 amino acids. The transcript is spliced from 4 exons. Gene Ontology annotation, cellular component: plasma membrane; lipid droplet; endoplasmic reticulum. The record is from RefSeq and is a predicted model, not a curated record. Gene Ontology annotation, biological process: long-chain fatty-acyl-CoA metabolic process; long-chain fatty acid metabolic process; neuron differentiation.
CACUUUGUCGACAGAUAAAAGGGCGUAACUCAUUGAUUGUAAAAUGUAUUGAUUGUGACCUUUUUUAUAAAUAUAUUUGUUUGUGUACUGUAUUAUUCAAAUACAUUCAAUAUUAGAGUCCAUAUGUUUGGACAUACAUUAGUGAUGACUCUCUCAUAAUAGCACUGAUAGUUUUGACACGAGAGGCGCCAAACAUAACAUAACAUAUCAUAAGUAAACACAACACACGACACGUGUUUCGACCUUCACCUGACCUCAUGUCACGCAAACUGUUGGCCAAAGCGUGGGCCGAUCUAUCAGUAGGACUGCCGUUGGGGACACUGAAAGGGGCCGUCCUCGCGUAUGACAUCAUAACAUAUCCCGUGUAUCUCGCGCUGCACCGGCCGUGGAAUCGACUACAGCUAAGUUCUCGACCGAAGGCCCGAUUGAUUGACCGGCAACAGCCGAGUGGUCCGUGGAUUCGCGCAAUUGGCAGUGAUUUGCCGAACGAUCACUAUGCCUACGAUUGUCACACAUUAGAUCAGUUAUUUUCGCGGGCCGUCAGUGUCUUUAAAGAUCGCCAGUGUUUCGGCUGUCGCCAGAUAUUAGCCGACCAAUUGGUGCCACAGAAAGGAGUUGCAAAGCCGUUCCGCAAAUUACAACUUUCCGAUUACAGGUUCUAUACCUACGAUGAAAUCGAUGCCCGCGUUCAGGCCGUUGCACGCGGUUUGCAGUCUCUGGGAGUCCGACAUAAUCAACGUGUAAUACUUUUUGCCGAAACACGACUAGAAUGGAUGGUCACAUGUCAGGCGCUGUUCCGAUUGGGCGCAACACUGGCCACACUAUACUCAACCCUUGGCAUCGACGGUAUAGUUCAUGGACUUAAUGAGACUGAAGUGACACAUGUGAUCACAUCCGAUGAAUUGUUGCCAAAUUUGGCCUUAAUUGCCGAUCGUGUGCCACACUUGAACACUGUUAUAUACUUUGAAGGCUUAAGGCCGCCGCCAAUCAAUACAUUAUUUCCUGAAACUCUACGCCAACGCAUCCGUUUUGAGCCAUUUUCAAGCGUUGAAUCUCUCGGAAAGUCAUCAACUAAUACCCAACCUUUUGAAUCACCGAAACCUGAAUCGCCUGCAGUUCUUAUGUAUACUUCGGGUUCAACGGGUGUCCCGAAAGCUGUGAUAAUUUCCCACAAAAAUAUUGUUCACGCCGUCCGUUCAUUUUAUAGUAUUUACAGCAUAUUAGCCUCUGAUGACGUUUAUUGUGCAUUCUUACCGCUGGCCCACGUAUUAGAACUGAUAGCCGAAGUGGCGUUUAUUACUAUUGGUAUGUCCGUCGGAUACGCCACUACACUCACACUGACUGAUAAGUCGACGGGACUUAUGAAUGGAGUUAAAGGUGACAGUACUUUGUUGAGACCAACCAUUGUCUGUGCCGUACCUCUUGUUUUAGAGCGAAUACGCAAAGAAAUUGCCGACGAAAUAAACUCAAAAGGACGGUUAGUUCGGGCGAUAUUUGAUUUUAUUAUUCAAUAUAAGUUAUAUUGGACUCAAAAAGGAUUUCAAACUCCACUUAUUGAUCAUUUUGUUUGUCGACAAAUCCGUCAAAUAUUAGGAGGAAAUGUACGUCUUGUAGCCAUUGGCUCCGCCCCGUUAGCACCUGAAACGCAUGACUUUAUACGUGCUUGUCUUAACGUGAUUGUACUCCAAGGCUACGGUUUGACUGAAACAGCUGCUUCGGCCACACUUAUGGAUCCAAUGGAUUUAAGUACUGGAACUGUUGGUCCACCACUUGAAGGAAUGUAUAUUAAACUGGUUGAUUGGGCCGAAGGUAACUAUCGUGUGACUGAUGAACCGAACCCGAGAGGAGAAUUGCUUAUUGGCGGCAAUUCGGUAACUGACGGCUACUACAAGAAACCAGAGUUGACGGCAAAGACAUUUUUUGAGAAAGACGGCAUUCGAUGGAUGCAUACGGGAGAUAUCGGCGAAAUACAAUCCGAUGGUAACAUAUUAAUCAUUGACCGCAUGGAAGGUCUUAUUAAAUUACAACAGGGAGAAUAUGUGUCUCUGGGAAAGAUUGAAACUGAACUCAAGUCGUGUUCGUUUGUCGACAAUAUCUGCAUUUUCGCCUCUUCCCGUCACUCGCAUGUUAUGGCAUUAGUAGUACCCAAUCGUAAACGUAUACAACGUUUAGCUAAAAAGUUGCAAAAACCUAAUGACAUGUCGUUUGUUGACUUAUGUCGAGAUACGGAUAUUGUUGAGAGUGUGUUGUCCUCAUUACAAUCUACCGGUGAACGCGCGGGUCUUACAAAAUAUGAGAUACCGAUGAAACUUAAACUUUGCGCCGAAGAAUGGAUUCCUGACAGCGGACUCGUGACGGCUGCUCUCAAACUGAAACGAAAACAGAUUUAUCACUUUUAUAGCAUUGAAAUCGACAGAAUGUACUCUAAAUCUGCCACCAGAUCCUGAUUUUUAAUAUUUAAUUAUUGCUUUUUAUUAAUUGUUUGUUUUUAUUUAAUUUUAUUUAAAUUUAUUAUU